Colletotrichum chrysophilum is the source of this 1071-nucleotide messenger RNA. RefSeq names its product putative secondary metabolism biosynthetic enzyme. The record is from RefSeq and is a predicted model, not a curated record. Gene Ontology annotation, molecular function: oxidoreductase activity, acting on the CH-CH group of donors, NAD or NADP as acceptor. Bases 1 to 1071 code for a protein of 356 amino acids. The transcript is spliced from 2 exons. Lineage: Eukaryota; Fungi; Ascomycota; Sordariomycetes; Glomerellales; Glomerellaceae.
AUGACCGACGGGGAGGGCGUGCUGGUCCGCAUCCAGCUGGCCUCUCUUGAUCCAUUUCUUCGCUCUCAGCUCAGGGACUCCUCCUCCGCCUGGACUUACACUCCCGCGCUGCCUGUUGGUGAGCCGUUGUGCACGAGCGCCGUGGGCACCGUCGUGCGGUCCGACGCCGUCCAUGACCUCCCCGUCGGCGAGACUGUGUGGCUCGCCAGGGUCCCCUUGGCGCAAUAUGUAAUCCUCGAGGUGUCAGUUGCUGCUAAUCGUCGCCUGGUGGUGCCCAUCGGGGGACGUGUGAAGGGGUACAGCCUUGAUGCGGGUCAUUGGCUGGGUGUCCUUGGUGUUUCUAUGGGCGAGAAGAAUGAUACGCUAAUCUAUCAUGCUCUGGACAUCCAGCCCGGACUCACGGGCUUCGCCGGCCUCUACGAGUGCGGCCGGCCUAAGUCCGGCGAAACCAUCUUCGUCAGUUCGGCGGCAGGCACGGUCGGCCUGACGGUGGCUUAUUUUAGCAAGCGAGAUGGGCUCCGGGUCGUGGGAUCGGCCGGCUCAAUCGACAAGGUCGACUGGCUCCGACAAACUGGCAUAUUCGACGAUGCUUUUGUCUUCAACCGCCAAGACAGCCACGAGACGGGUGAGUCGUUGUUGCGCCGCGCUGCCCCGGAAGGGCUCGACAUCCACUUUGCAAGUGUUGGCGGUGCCCAGUUGCGCGCGGCAGCGACCUGCAUGAAGGUCCACGGGCGGAUCGUCGUGUGCGACGCCGUCGACGAGUAUGGCAACAUUGGAGGCGCCGACGACGAGCCUGGCUGCGCUACAACACCGGACUCUCCGUGGCUCUGGCAACCUGUCGUCUAUAAGAGGCUGACAAUCAGCGGGUUCCUCAUCACCGAUCUGGCCGGCAAGUACAUGGCGAGCUUCCAGCAGCAAAUAUAUGAGGGCAUAGAGAAGGAUGGCGGGCUCCCGAGGAUUGCGCCGCUGCAUGUAGUCCGCGGACUGGAUAAGGCGGCCGAGGCGUUUGGGGAUCUUUUCCGCUGUGGCAAAGUCAUGGGCAAGCUUCUGGUUCAGCCAUCUGAUUCUUGA